AUGGCCACGCCACCCGACUGGGACCGCAAUGCGACGUGGGGCGGCUCGAAUGGCGGCGCCGGAGGAUCGAGAACACCGCUGAGACAGGCAUUCUCGUCGCUAUCGAAAUCGUCGGGCAAGAAGACCGCUCAGAGCCUCUCGGCAUCCGGCUCGACGACGCCGGCGCACCCGGCUUCCCGCAGCCAGAGCCCGGCGCCAGAACAAGGCGAUGGCAAGCCGACCGUUGCAAGCGACGCUGGGCUGGCCGAUGAUCUGGACAACAAGGCGAAGCUCUCUCUCUCGAGGCAGAGCAGCGUCUCGAACAAGUCGGGUGCCGGCAGCGCAGCGGGCCGAGACGCCGGUGCCGCCACCGCUCCAAAAGGCGAUGGCGAGGAGGACACGCCGCUGCAGCGUGCGCUCAAGAACCCGUACCACAGACCGCUGCCUGGCCACCCCGGCAAUCUGACGACCAGCCAGGCAGAAGCUUUGCUGGAGCUGACCCAGCUGCUGCUCAAGGACGGAGCCCUCCACGACCCCGAGAAGGAACCGCCUUCUUACCAGGAGACGCAGCUGCUACGCUUCCUGCGAGCCCGCAGCUUCAACGUCGAAGCGGCGAGGACCAUGUACCUCAAAUCCGAGGCGUGGAAGAAGGAGUUUGAGCUCGACCGUCUCUGCGAGGAGUUCAUCUUCGAGGAAGAAGAGGCGGUCGCAGCCUGCGGCUGGAGGAUGUACUUCCACAAGGUCGACAAGCUUGGCCGCCCGAUCUUUAUCCAGGACCUCUCGAACCUGGACACGACCAAGCUGCUUCAGACGACGACGCCGGAGCGGAUCAUCAAGAAGUUUGCCGUGACCCUCGAGCUGGCGGUGCGCCACCGGUACGAGGCGUGCACGCUCUCGAGCGGGCGGUGGGUCGACGACAACAUGAUGGUGGUCAACGUCGAGGGCUUGGGCCUGUCGACGUUCUGGACGAUGAAGGACCAGCUGCAGCAGCUGCUCGGCGUCCUCGACCAGAACUUUCCCGAGCUCUCUGGCCGCGUCCAGAUCAUCGGCGCGCCCUUCAUGUUCAGCGCCAUCUGGUCGCUGCUCAAGGGCUGGCUGCCGGCCGCGACGGUGGAAAAGGUCGACAUCGCAGGUUCGGGCUACCUGCCACUGAUCCUCAAAUACGUGCGCAAGGAGGACUGGCCCAAGCACCUGGGAGGCGAGUGCUGCUGCUCCGGUGCGACGGCGACGGGCAGCGACGGCGCCACGCCGGCAAAGGGCAAGUCGGACGGGUGCCUGCACAGCGACGAAGGGCCGUGGGACAAGGACCUCGUCGUCGGCGCCUCGCCGAGACCGUCGUAG
Pseudozyma flocculosa PF-1 is the source of this 1320-nucleotide messenger RNA. RefSeq lists its product as uncharacterized. The record is from RefSeq and is a predicted model, not a curated record. The transcript has 5 exons. The coding region runs from base 1 to 1320 and encodes 439 amino acids. Lineage: Eukaryota; Fungi; Basidiomycota; Ustilaginomycetes; Ustilaginales; Ustilaginaceae.